Molecule: messenger RNA, 3142 nt
Organism: Urocitellus parryii (Arctic ground squirrel)
Lineage: Eukaryota; Metazoa; Chordata; Mammalia; Rodentia; Sciuridae
Gene: Dhtkd1
Product: dehydrogenase E1 and transketolase domain containing 1
Molecular function (GO): thiamine pyrophosphate binding; oxidoreductase activity, acting on the aldehyde or oxo group of donors, disulfide as acceptor
Source: RefSeq, a predicted model, not a curated record
GCUUGCUCUGGGACUACCCUAGCCCCGGAGCGACCCACUGUCUCUUCUGGACUGCUAUUGCCCGGUGUCCUCCCAACGCCGUUUCUGAGCCCGGAGGACGCAUGGCUUCGAUCACUGUGGCAACAGCAAGAAGGAUCCUCAGCCGGACUCGCCCAGUCUUCAUCCGGCGCUGCUACCAGACGGAGAGGGGUGUAUAUGGCUAUUGGCCCAGGAAAAUCGUGAGCCAGGCGCCCAGUGACAACCAGGCACGCCCCCCAGUUGAUCAUGGCCUUGCCAGGUUAGUGGCGGUAUAUUGUGAGCAUGGUCAUAAAGCGGCCAAAAUCAAUCCCCUCUUUACUGGACAAGCCCUGCUGGACACCGUGCCUGAAAUCCAAGCCCUGGUGCAGACCCUGCAUGGGCCCUUCAAUACUGCAGGACUGUUGAACAUGGGGAAGGAAAAGGCCUCUCUUGAGGAAGUAUUAGCCUAUCUCAACGAAAUCUACUGUGGGCCAAUUUCUAUUGAAACCGCCCAACUUCAGAGCCAGGAGGAGAAAGACUGGUUUGCCAGGCGGUUCGAGGAGCUGAAGAAGGAGACAUUUACCACAGAAGAGCGAAAACAUCUGUCAAAAUUAAUGCUAGAGUCUCAGGAAUUUGACCACUUUUUGGCCACCAAGUUUGCCACCGUGAAGCGAUAUGGAGGGGAAGGGGCUGAAAGCAUGAUGGGCUUUUUCCAUGAGUUGCUGAAAAUGUCAGCCUUCAGCGGGAUAACUGAUGUCAUUAUUGGGAUGCCCCAUAGAGGGAGGCUGAAUUUAUUGACAGGUCUUCUGCAAUUACCUCCAGAGCUUAUGUUCCGUAAAAUGCAAGGCUUGAGUGAAUUUCCAGAAAAUUUCUCAGCCACUGGAGAUGUCCUGUCUCACCUGACCUCCUCUGUGGACCUGGACUUUGGUGCCCAUCGUCCCCUCCAUGUGACAAUGCUACCUAACCCCUCACACCUUGAAGCCGUUAACCCCGUGGCUGUUGGGAAAACCCGUGGCAGGCAGCAGUCUCGACAGGAUGGAGACUACUCUCUGGAUGGUUCUGCUCAGCCUGGGGACAAAGUCAUUUGCUUACAGGUUCACGGUGAUGCUUCUUUCUGUGGUCAAGGGAUUGUUCUUGAAACGUUUACUCUCUCUAAUCUCCCACAUUUCAGAAUUGGUGGGAGUAUCCAUUUGAUUGUCAAUAACCAACUGGGUUACACCACUCCAGCCGAAAGAGGAAGGUCUUCUUUAUACUGUAGUGACAUUGGGAAGCUCGUGGGCUGUGCCAUCAUCCACGUCAACGGAGACAGGCCAGAGGAAGUAGUCCGGGCCACACGACUGGCUUUUGAAUAUCAGCGCCAAUUCCGCAAGGAUGUGAUUGUUGAUUUGUUGUGCUACCGGCAGUGGGGCCACAAUGAGCUGGAUGAGCCUUUCUUCACCAACCCGGCCAUGUACAAAAUCAUCAGAGCCCGAAAGAGCAUCCCAGACACGUAUGCAGAGCACCUCAUUGCCAGUGGACUCAUGACCCAGGAGGAGCUCUCUGAAAUAAAAGCCUCCUACUAUGCCAAGUUAAAUGAGCAUUUAGCCAACAUGGUCCACUACAGCCCCCCUGCCACUAACCUGCAGGCCCAAUGGCAGGGCCUGGUUCAGCCAGAAGCUCGAAUUACCACCUGGAACACAGGCGUGCCCCUUGAUCUCCUGCAGUUUAUUGGCAUAAAGUCUGUGGAGGUGCCGAAGGAACUGCAGAUACACAGUCACCUUCUAAAGAUGUAUGUUCAGUCCAGAAUGGAGAAAGUGAUGAGCGGAACAAAUUUAGACUGGGCCACAGCAGAAACCCUUGCCUUGGGCUCCUUACUUGCUCAAGGUUUCAAUGUCCGUCUGAGUGGCCAAGAUGUUGGUCGUGGAACUUUCAGUCAAAGGCAUGCCAUGGUGGUUUGCCAGAAGACCGAUGACACCUACAUUCCUCUGAACCAUAUGGACCCUAAUCAGAAGGGGUUUCUGGAGGUCAGCAACAGUCCCCUGUCAGAAGAAGCUGUCCUGGGAUUUGAAUAUGGGAUGAGCAUCGAAAGCCCAAAGUUGCUGCCCAUCUGGGAGGCUCAGUUUGGUGAUUUCUUCAAUGGAGCCCAGAUCAUCUUCGACACAUUCAUCUCUGGAGGAGAGGCCAAGUGGCUCCUGCAGAGUGGCAUUGUUAUUCUCCUUCCACAUGGCUAUGAUGGGGCUGGGCCAGACCACUCCUCCUGUCGCAUAGAGAGGUUCUUGCAGAUGUGUGACAGCAGAGAGGAGGGGGUAGAUGGAGACACUGUGAAUAUGUUUGUGGUACACCCAACUACUCCUGCGCAGUAUUUCCACUUGCUUAGGCGACAAAUGGUCCGGAACUUCAGAAAACCCCUCAUUGUGGCUUCUCCCAAGAUGUUGCUCAGGUUCCCUGCAGCUGUGUCAACUCUUCAAGAAAUGGCACCAGGAACAACAUUCAAACCAGUCAUUGGUGAUUCAUCUGUGGAUCCAAAGAAAGUGAAGACCCUCGUAUUCUGCUGUGGUAAGCAUUUCUAUGCCCUGCUGAAACAAAGAGAAUCUUUGGGGGCCAAGAAACAUGACUUUGCCCUGAUUCGAAUAGAGGAACUCUGCCCUUUCCCAUUGGAUUCUCUACAGCAAGAGAUGAGCAAAUAUACACACGUGAAAGAUAUUAUAUGGAGUCAGGAAGAGCCUCAGAACAUGGGUCCAUGGUUUUUUGUUGCUCCAAGGUUUGAAAAGCAACUGGCCUGCAAGCUCCGUCUCGUGAGUCGACCCCCUUUGGCAGCACCUGCAGUAGGAAUUGGCAAGGUGCACCUGCAGCAGCAUGAAGACAUUCUCACCAAGACCUUUUCUUGCUGAUGUCCUUUGAGGAAAUAUUACUUCUUUUAAAGCAAACUGUUGUAGAAAGGACGGCCUAUUUCCUCUCCUUUCCCCUUUCUUUUAGGUAACAUGGAAAAUUUGUAUUCCUCUGAGAUGAUGGAAUUGAUGCAGACAAUUUAAUUUGGAAUAGGUGGAAUAAACAGGGGCAUCUAUUGUAAACACGUGAAUCAAACUAGUAAAUUUUAUCCUUAAAAGUGUACUUGUGGGGCUGGGGAUGUGGCUCAAGCGGUAGCGCGCUCGCCUGGCAUGUGUGC